Malaya genurostris is the source of this 3240-nucleotide messenger RNA. RefSeq names its product RNA polymerase-associated protein Rtf1 (gene Rtf1). Lineage: Eukaryota; Metazoa; Arthropoda; Insecta; Diptera; Culicidae. The transcript is spliced from 5 exons. Gene Ontology annotation, molecular function: DNA binding; RNA polymerase II C-terminal domain phosphoserine binding. Gene Ontology annotation, cellular component: Cdc73/Paf1 complex. The record is from RefSeq and is a predicted model, not a curated record. The coding region runs from base 316 to 2652 and encodes 778 amino acids.
ACUAUCGCUGUUUGUCAUUCUCGUUACACUGCCGAGGAAAGGCCACUUUAGGUUCAGGAAGAUUUUCGAAAGAAAUUUCUUCAAGAAUAUUCUUUUUUUGUUGGGGUAUUCCAUAACCUCGAGCGUAUCCGGAUCGUUCGUUUGUGAACCCGUGAUUUUCGUUGUCAUUGCUGCUAGGCUUAAGAAUUUCCGGUGCUUUUUAUCUCAGUUUUGCUUGGAAUCUAUCGGAUUGACCACAUAACGAAUAAGAUUGAUUGGUUCCUGUUGGCUUCUAUCAAUUAGUAAGAAAAGCAAAAGUGCCAGAGUAAAAUCAAGAUGGUGAAAAGAAAGACUCAACCAUUGAUCGAUUCAGAUAGCAGCAGUGACUCCGAUUCCGGAUCCGAUUUAGAUUCCGAACUACUGUCAUUAGCAAAAAAGAAGAAAACUCGUUUGUCAUCGAAUUCCCCUGGAAAAUCAUCCGAAUCUGACUCGGAAAACGAUUCCGAGUCAGAUUCGGCACCACAGCGUAAGAAGCGUAACGCGAAACCAACUUCAUCGUCGGAAUCCGAGCCCGAAGAAGGAGAAGCCGAUUCGGAACCCGACGAGGAAGAAGAUGAAAACAAACAAGUGUCCACAUCGCGUGGUGCUCAAAAGCGCAAGUCAUCGGAAGAGGAAGACGAGGCCGAAAAAUCGGAACUGGAAGAAGGUCAGAUUUCCUCCGAUGACGAAUCCAGAUCAGGCUCCGGUGACGACAGUGAUGAUGAAAGUGGUAGCAGCAGUAGCAGCGGAGAGUCGGAAUUCGAUGACGGGUACGACGACAACCUGAUGGGUGACGAUGCCGAUCGGGCAAGAUUGAAUGCUUUGUCCGAGAAGGAGCGAGAGACGGAAAUUUUCAAACGUAUCGAAAGACGUGAUGUCAUGAAGACUCGCUGGGAGAUCGAACGAAAAUUGAAACUUGCCAAAAAAGCGGAACGUGCGAAGGAUAAGGAAUCGCAGCCACCAAAAAAGAAAAAAAAGAAGGACCGAAAGAAGAAGUUAGCUGAACAAAAGGAGCAUGAAGAGAAGAAAAAGACUAAAGAACCUUCUCCAGAGCCCGAAGUUGUUCCUGUACAACCACAACCAGAAAAACUUGCACCCGAACCGGAAGCUGGCGAUGAAAGUCCACUCUCAUCCCCAGACAAGUCCCGGGAAAUGGACGAUGCUUCCGGGGCAUCCGAUUAUUUCGAUCCAAAAGAACGAUCGAAGGAGCGCAAGAAAAACGUGGAGGCCAACCGCACUGAUGACAAGCGAAGCAAUGCUAUGGCCAUGCUGAAAGCAAAACGCGAAGGCAAAGCAAAACGAGAAGAGGAGGAAGCGAAACGGGAAGCCCAGCGUAAGGCAGAAACCGAUGACAAAGACGAGCUGGAAGAUGUUCCCGGAGGAAAGUCAUCGCAAAAACUGAAAGCAUCCGAUAUUUACUCGGAUGAUUCCGGUAGUGAAAGCGAAGAGGAGAAAAAAUCCACGGAUCGUCCGUCUCGUUCUGGAUCAAGCAGUGGAAGCGCAAGCGAAAGUCGUUCCUCGUCGGAUAGUGAAGCGGACUGGGAUGCAAAAGAGAAAAAGAGUUCUUCCAGUUCUAGUUCCAGUAAAAAACCGACCGCCAUCAGUACUCGCGAUGAACUGAACAAACUGAGAAUCUCGCGCCAUAAAAUCGAACGGUUCAUAAAUUUGCCUAUGUUCGAUCAGGUCGUGCUGAAUUGCUUCGUGCGAAUCAACAUUGGAAAUAACAACGGCAGACCGGUUUAUCGGGUGGCCGAAAUCGUUGGAGUUGUUGAGACAGCUAAAAUUUAUCAUCUCGGCAAGGGUCGCACCAACAAAGGAUUCCGAUUGAAGCAUGGUAGUCAAGAACGCGUUUUCCGUUUGGAAUUUAUCUCGAACCAAGAUUUUACGGACAGUGAGUAUCAGAAGUGGCUGACUGUUUGUGAAGCGACCGGAACGCCCUUACCCCAGGCGGACAUGAUCGAUAAGAAGCAAAGAGAAAUCAAAGACGCAGUGACGUACGAGUUCAAAGAUGCGGACAUUGAUAAGAUUAUCGAGGAAAAGAAUCGCUUCCGACCUCAUCCUACAAAUUAUGCCAUGAAGAAAACGCUACUAAUGAAAGAACGUGAUGCUGCGCAGUUGCGAGGCGAGGACGAACUGGCUCGUGAUCUGAACAUCCAAAUUCAGGAACUAGAGGAGCGUGCCAGUACACUAGACAAGAAACGUAGCAGCAGUAUUAGUUUGAUCUCUUACAUAAACGAUCGAAACCGAAAGCGUAACGUGGAGGAUGCCGAGAAGGCCAUCAUGGAGGAGGUUCGGGCUAACCGGGGUGUCAAGAUUGAAGACCCGUUUACCCGUCGUCAAACACAGCCUCGGAUGUCGUUCAAAGCGUCAGAUAAGCGGGAAGAAACCCCAUCGAUUCAGAUGCCAGCUCCACCACCCCCCGGUCAGAAGAAGAAGCCAGACGAAAAAAAGGCUUCGUCCAGUGCAGACAACAAUUUGUACUCGUUGCAUGAUUUUGAGAUUGAUUUGGAUGUUCCUUUGCCCAUCAGCUCGGUCAAUGUACUUCCAAAGCCGGUGGAAAAACAGGUCAAGGAAAAUGGCCCGAAGCGCUCGCUGAAUCUGGAAGACUACAAGAAAAAGCGAGGUUUAAUAUAAAAAAAAAACGAUGCGCCGUUUGCAAGCAAUUACUAGUAAUAUGUAGAUGUAUUAGCAACCGAAGUAAGUGCUAUGUUAGAACGCUUACUGAAAAGGAAUCACAUCAACAUUCAAUGAAGCACACACAAGGCCACCUCUUGAACUGCACUAGGUUGAAUAUUAUCUAGCCGGUUCACGAUUCUUGUGACCUUUUCAACUGGGUAGCAAUUUAAAUUGUGCGUUGCUUUAAAAUGACAGAAGAAACUCGUUCGGUUGUGUGUGUAUAUUUUGAUUUUGCCUUCCGUCAACAAUAUUUUAGCUUAGGUUGGACUUUUUUUCUGUUAGCAAUUACUAUUUGUGCUCAUAUUCACAGCAACUAAUGAUGAAUGUUGGAUUGAGUUAUUCAAGCGAGAGAAUUGGCCAGAGAGCAUAAGUAUACUUAGACCGUCUUCUAAUUUAAUUUAUUUGUGUCAUCCUAUUUUACAAUACCGAUGAUUAUAGUUAUGUAGGAUAAUCAAAUUGAUACUGCAAACCGUUGUAAGCGCAUUACAAGAAAAAAAUCUUACUGAACGAUCAAAUAAAACAUGAAUUGUUAAAAUUCAAACCUGA